This is a messenger RNA of Pseudo-nitzschia multistriata, 2898 nucleotides long. The record is from the annotation of a GenBank genome assembly. Lineage: Eukaryota; Bacillariophyta; Bacillariophyceae; Bacillariales; Bacillariaceae.
CCACAACCAGAGGUAUGAUCAUAUCCACACAGGUAUGUUAAGGUAKGAUCAUACGCACCAUUACUACUAGUGACCAUUUCUCGUCCUUCCGUCGACUCACUUCAGAAUUCGUGCCAUCACCGUCAUCAAUAUUUUUUGGGAAAACAAAAGAAAAAUUCAAACAUCGUUCCAAAAUCUCGAAUCAUCGUUCUCGUUCUCUCUCAGCAUCAUGACCGCGGUACUCGUACGAGUAACACCGGUAGUGUCGAAUAGCUACGAUACUGCACAUCCGAUAGUCCUUGGAACGAACCGACCUGUCAACAUUAGAGAGCCUGAGCAAACAGAGGAGGGACAACAGAAUGGAGGAUUCCAAAAUGGAGGACGCUCCCGCAGCUGUUGGUUCGAUGGACAGAAAACCGGACGAAGCUCCGGCAGCUGAUGUCACCGAGUCUUUCCCUGAUCAGAAAAGAAAAACAGAUGAUUCAGAAAACAAUACCAAAGCAGAGGUUCAAGAAAUGCUGCUGCUGAAACCAUAUUUCGAAUCAAAGGGUGUUUCRAAAGACGACAUUCAAACGACGAUUCGUGUGCUUGCCGCCAUUACGGACCUGUCCUCCUCUUCCAGGAAAGACAGCACCAGUAAGCACAGCCGCAUGCGCGACUAUCAUCCAAGUUCCAAAAAGCGCAAAAUAAGCAGCGGGGAAGACGACAACAAURCUACUGCURCYGUCGAAGAAAAGAAAGAAGACGAAAACGAUGCCACCGAGGAAAAAGAAACAAAAUCCAAUAGUGGCAACCCCGAAUCUCCACCGCUAUCUCUCCUGCUCAACGAGUAUCGAACGGUGAAGGAGCUCCGCCCCUUUCGGAAGGCCCUCAUGCAGUGCUAUGCUAAGAUUGUCAAGCCGACACUCUUCGAUGGACACUCGUCCCUUGGUAACUACCAAAAGCACAAGGAGAAUCUGAGCCUGUCCAAGAAACGAAAAAUGGCAGAGAACCACCAGCAGCGCAAGCACCUCGCCAAUACAAUGCUUCGGAAAGGGCGCAUCGACAAACUCAACGCCAAAUUGGAAGAGGGGAAGGACGAGGAGCAAACGAAACUGCAGGCGAGGAUGAUGAUCCCCGAUGGCCACGUGGAUACGGAUACUACUACGACAACCCUGGCAAUCGAGAACGGAAGCUGCAACAAMCCACCAUCCAAAAACGAUGCAUCGGGCCAAUCACGGGCCACCGAUGCGAAAUGCUCCACUCCCCCGGAGGUGGAAACCGUGGACGAGAGCGGAGAGGCAUCUGACGGGAAGGCAAACGCAGCUACUCACGCUGGCAAUGCCACAGAGCUCCCCAAGCUCCGGUCUUGCUAUGUCUGCAAGUCCCGCUUCCGGAUCCUCCACCACUUUUACGACCAGCUGUGCCCGACCUGCGCCGACACCAACUGGACCAAUCGGCACAAGACCCGCGACUUGACCGGAAAGGUUGCGGUCGURACGGGAUCGCGUGUCAAGAUAGGCUACCAGACCUGCCUCAAGCUGCUGCGGGCGGGGUGUUUCGUGAUCGCCACUACCCGCUUCCCCAAUGCAGCGGCUGCAUCCUAUAGGGYCGAGCCCGAUUUCGAGUCGUGGAAGGACAACCUCGAGAUAUACGGACUCGACCURCGCGACGUGACCGGCCUGGAGCUUUUUUGUCGGUACCUCCAGCACAAGCUGGGCAUCUCGAGCAGCGCCGAUGGCGACAACGGCAACAGUGGCUGUGGUUUGGACAUUCUCAUCAACAACGCUUGCCAAACGAUUCGGCGACCCACGGCCUACUACCUUCCGGCUUGCCAGAGAGAACAGGAAUUGUGGAAAUCGUCCGAUCCCACCCACAAGGCCUUGCUGAAGGGAUGCAUGGAAUACGAGAAAUUGCGCAGGAGGCUACACCUCACAAACAACAACCACCAUUCGGCGGCGUCGUCAUCGUCGUCGUCGGGGAUAGCGGCGCCCAUGAUGCUGGGGGGGACGGACCACGAGGCAACGGCUGGCACAACAGCAAUUUCGGGAACGUAUGGUACUACGAGUGCUGUUCCCGAGUCCAAUGGCAACACAGGGAAUGAGUCUCCGAAUGCCACAAACACAACRAUAACAACUUCUGCUACGUCUGCUGUGGCCACAACCUCCAGCAGCCCRAACAGCAAUCCGUUUGAGUCUACCGGCAUGAGCCACUCGGCGGCAGCCUCGCAAAUGAUUAUCUGUCCGGAGGACGUUGGUGUGGACGAGUCGGUCCUCCCCAAAGGCCUGAGCGACAUCAACGGGCAGCAGCUCGACCUGCGAAAAACCAACUCUUGGUUGCUCAAGAUGGACCAGGUGUCGACCCCCGAGCUAAUGGAAUGCAUGUUCGUCAACGCCAUUGCCCCCUUUGUGCUGAACUCCAGGCUCCAACCCCUUCUGGUGCAUCGCGGCAAAAACAAAAACAACAACGCCACUGUGCCCAACCGGUAUAUUGUCAAUGUWUCCGCCAUGGAGGGCAAGUUCUAUCGGUACAAGAUGGCCAACCACCCGCACACCAACAUGGCCAAGUCCGCCCUGAACAUGAUGACACGGACCGCGGCGGAGGACCUGGCCAGAAACCACUCGGUCUACAUGAACAGCAUCGACACGGGGUGGAUCAACGACGAAAACCCUCUCGAAAAAGCGGCCAAGACCGCCAAGGUCAACAACUUCCAGACGCCGAUCGAUGAGAUCGAUGCCGCCGCCCGGAUCCUCGAUCCGAUCUUGUCGGAUUCGAAGGUGUACGGAAAAUUUCUGAAGGACUACCGCGAAACCGAAUGGUAGGACGGAGCGGUACCGUAUGCGAAUCCAUCUGCGCAUCGAUCCGUCCGUGUGUAGAAAAAGCCACGCUGGCUAUCGAUCGUAGGUGCAAUGCAUCUACGAAUGAACAACUACCGGAYCA